CGUCGCCCCGCCGCCGGCGAGCGUCAGGCGGGGGGGGGCCCGGCCCGGCCCUUCCCCUGGCCCCCGCGCCCCGAGGAUGGCAGCGCUGCCCGCACGAGUGGCUGGCGGCGGUGUCCCUCCUCUUUUUUUUUCCGGCAGCGGCGGCGGCGGCGGCAGCGGCGGCGGAUCAUUGUUGUGUGGGAGGAGGGCGGCGGGGAUGGACUUGAUCUCUCGGGUCUCCUGCUAAGGCGACAGCACAGCGCGCCCCGCCGCCCAGCCAGCGCCGCGCCGGGCAGGGAGGGACCGGCCCGGCCCCCCGCCCGCUCCCCGGCUCUUUAUUUUUAGGGGGCUCUGCUGCUCCUCUCCCUCUCCCUUAUCUCCCCCCACCCCCUCCCCGCCCGCACACACGCACAGGGACACGCACGCACCCUCCUCCGGUGCCCUUUCAUCCUUCCCCCCCGCCGUCCUCCCGCGCCGUCUUCUGCCGCGGCAGAUGCGCCGCGGGUCACCGCGCAGCUGGGACUAUGGUGAAAUUUCCAGCGCUCACUAACUACUGGCCCCUGAUCCGGUUCCUGGUCCCUCUCGGCAUCACCAACAUCGCCAUCGACUUCGGGGAGCAGGCCUUGAAUAGGGGCAUUGCUGCUGUCAAGGAAGAUGCUGUGGAAAUGUUGGCCAGCUAUGGGCUGGCAUACUCCCUGAUGAAGUUCUUCACGGGUCCCAUGAGUGACUUCAAAAAUGUAGGUCUGGUGUUUGUGAACAGCAAGAGAGACAGGACCAAAGCAGUUUUGUGCAUGGUUGUGGCUGGCGCUGUAGCUGCUGUAUUUCAUACUUUAAUAGCAUAUAGUGAUUUGGGGUAUUACAUUAUUAAUAAGCUGCACCAUGUGGAUGAAUCAGUGGGAAGUAAAACUCGGAGGGCCUUCCUUUAUCUUGCUGCCUUCCCUUUUAUGGAUGCCAUGGCAUGGACCCAUGCUGGGAUUCUGCUGAAACACAAGUACAGUUUCCUAGUGGGAUGUGCCUCCAUCUCAGAUGUCAUAGCUCAGGUUGUUUUUGUAGCCAUUUUGCUUCAUAGUCACUUGGAGUGCAGGGAGCCUCUCUUGAUCCCAAUCUUGUCCUUAUACAUGGGAGCACUUGUCCGAUGUACCACGCUCUGCCUCGGAUACUACAGGAACAUACAUGAUGUUAUUCCUGACAGAAGUGGGCCUGAAAUGGGGGGAGAAGCUACAAUAAGGAAGAUGCUGAGUUUCUGGUGGCCUUUGGCAUUAAUUUUGGCAACUCAGCGAAUAAGUAGGCCCAUUGUCAACCUCUUUGUCUCCCGGGAUCUUGGUGGCAGUUCUGCAGCCACAGAGGCAGUGGCAAUUUUGACAGCUACAUAUCCUGUGGGACACAUGCCUUAUGGCUGGCUGACAGAGAUCAGAGCUGUAUACCCUGCUUUUGACAAGAAUAACCCCAGCAAUAAACUGGUGAACACCAACAGCACCGUCACAGCGACACAUAUCAAGAAGUUCACUUUUGUUUGCAUGGCAUUGUCCUUAACGCUCUGUUUUGUGAUGUUUUGGACACCAAACGUGUCAGAGAAGAUUUUAGUUGACAUAAUUGGAGUAGACUUCGCUUUUGCAGAGCUGUGUGUCGUUCCUUUGCGCAUCUUCUCCUUUUUUCCACUUCCAGUGACUGUCAGAGCACACUUGACUGGCUGGCUGAUGACUCUGAAGAAGACAUUUGUGUUGGCACCCAGCUCAGUGCUGCGGAUUAUCGUCCUCAUCACCAGUCUCAUCGUGCUGCCUUACUUAGGAGUUCAUGGAGCCACUCUUGGAGUAGGAUCCCUGCUUGCUGGUUUUGUAGGAGAAUCCACCAUGGUUGCAAUAGCAGCCUGUUACGUCUAUAGGAAACAGAAAAAGAAGAGGAAUGAGAAUGAGACAGCUGCAGAAGGUGAAGACUCUGCAAUGACCGACAUGCCUCACACGGAGGAGAUGACAGACAUCGUAGAAAUGAGAGAAGAGAAUGAAUAAUGAAUGGGAUGCAAUUGUUCUCUGCAGGGACGAUUGGAGUGACGCUUCAGCAUCUCGUCGUCUCUCAUACUUUUUUGUUUGUUCGUUUUUAUUUUUGUAAUAAAGAGGCCUUGAUUUAAAAGGUUUCAGAUAAAUUCUCUAGCAUACUGAGUAUGCUCUCACUGAUGAGGGACCUAAAAAGAGGUCUUUGCUUCUUCUUUUUUUUUCAAUUGAAUUUUUUUUUCUCACUCCAUGCAAGCAUAAAAGAUACAAUUGCAUCACUGUAGAGUCUUCCUUACUUAUGCAUCCACCUUCUCUGGACAAUCUGCAUUUGUCAACCAAAGCCCUGCUCCUGUGCUCCUGUGUGUGUGCAGACCUCGCACACGCACACCGCCAGUGCCACUGGCUCAACGCUACUGCCAUAACCCCACUCCUCCCCUCCCUCCUUUUCCUUCCCUUUCUUUAUGAGAAAUGGAAAAGAAGUUUGGAAUACAGAGCUUUAUUUUACUUGCUUGAAAAUGACUUUGCUACAUAAACUAAUAUACUAUGGUGAACUUUA
Molecule: messenger RNA, 2523 nt
Organism: Oenanthe melanoleuca
Lineage: Eukaryota; Metazoa; Chordata; Aves; Passeriformes; Muscicapidae
Gene: ANKH
Product: ANKH inorganic pyrophosphate transport regulator
Exons: 12
Coding region: 504-1985 (493 amino acids)
Biological process (GO): phosphate ion transmembrane transport
Cellular component (GO): membrane
Molecular function (GO): phosphate transmembrane transporter activity
Source: RefSeq, a predicted model, not a curated record